Molecule: messenger RNA, 1212 nt
Organism: Cryptomeria japonica (Japanese cedar)
Lineage: Eukaryota; Viridiplantae; Streptophyta; Pinopsida; Cupressales; Cupressaceae
Exons: 2
Coding region: 157-927 (256 amino acids)
Molecular function (GO): S-adenosylmethionine-dependent methyltransferase activity
Source: RefSeq, a predicted model, not a curated record
AAUUACGACAAACUGCUACUGAUACAUUCUCAACCACUCAUGCUCUCCCCUAAUUCUAAUCUCAAACUGCAACCAAAUAAAGACUCUUUUUCACAAUUCUAUCGCAGCCCCCUUUUACAUAUAUGGAAAAGCCAAAGCUCUGUCUGGGCCUAAACCAUGGAUGACAGCAAGCUUCCCAAUGUAAAAGUGCUGUAUGGCACAAUAGCCAAAGAUUACGCACAGUUCAGACCCCGCUAUCCCCCUCACCUUUUCUCCUUCCUUUCUUCCCUCACUCCACAACAUCAUCUUGCCUGGGAUGUGGGCACAGGCACUGGCCAAGCCGCCAUUGAGUUAUCAAAGUACUAUGCGAGAGUGGUGGGCACAGACACGAGUGAGGGGCAGAUUCAACACGCAGAGCGCCGCCACAACAUAAGCUACGCCGUCACGCCGUCAUCAAUGACCGACCAACAACUCCACUCCAUUGUCGGCCCCGAAUCUUCCGUGGAUCUCGUCACCGCCGCCACAGCCGUCCACUGGUUCGAUUUGGAUAAAUUUUACGGGCAGGUGAAGCGGGUGUUGAAGAAGCCCGGCGGCGUGAUUGCCGUGUGGGCGUAUUGGAAGCCCCGAGUGGAUCCAGCAGUAGACGCCGUUUAUGAGCGGUUUUUUAGCAGAACUUAUCCGUUUUCCCAUCCGGCUGCGAAAGUGGUGUUGGAGGAGUACGAGACUUUGCAGUUUCCGUUCGCACAAGUGGAGGGAAUAAAAAUGGAGAUUGAAGAGCAGAGGACUUUUGAGGAGUAUGUGGGAUAUUUCAGAACGGGGCAGGCUUUGGUGGGCAGGGAAGAAAUAUUGGAGGAGUUUAUAGCAGAAUUUGAGGCGGCUUGGGGAGCUCCGCUCCAUGUGACCAAGACUGUAAAGUUCCCGCUGUGCUUUAAGAUUGGUAAGGUUUGAAACAGAGGGAAGAUUCUGUUAGUAGACGGUGGAUGAUUCAAAUAAACUGUGAGCUUUAUUUACUUGUACUGUUAAUUAUAAUAUGUUGUUAAGUGUCUUUAAAUGUGAAAGCGACUGUCACAUGGCGGUCUGCAAAGUUUUUUCUGAAAUCAUAAUCAACGAAAAACAUGAAUAUUUGAAAAAAAUUAAAUUAAAUUACACUUUUAAACCAUCUAAAAUUGUAAUGCAGACUGUUAAUAUUUUUUAACAAUCAUAAUAGAUGUCCUUAUGAUAUUAUAGCGUUUA